Molecule: messenger RNA, 1347 nt
Organism: Spodoptera littoralis (African cotton leafworm)
Lineage: Eukaryota; Metazoa; Arthropoda; Insecta; Lepidoptera; Noctuidae
Source: the annotation of a GenBank genome assembly
AUUAUUAAUGCGCCUGCAUUAGUUAUUGGUUACGAAAUAAUAACACUACCAGGUUGGCUGGACACGGUAAGGUCGGUCAGUAAUGCUCAGUAAUCCACCAAAGGUCGGCGCGUUAUACAAUACAUAGACUAUAAAAAAUCGUGUUAAUUGAUUUAAUAAAACCUUUAUCGAUUAUCCGUGAGUGAAAUCGAUUUAAAAAAAAAGUCAGUUGCAAUUCGAAAUUUGAAACGUGCUAUAGACAAUAAUGGAGUUAACAAAAGUGUGUUAUAUUGGGACUCUUUUGUCUUUCCUGAUGUUUGAUAUCCUAAUGGAAGGAUCGACUCAGGAGACUUCGUUUGAAUUACCAGUGCAGUUAGUUGGAUUCCCUUUCAUCAUUGUAGCUGUUCGGCUUACGAAUUUCGUGAAGAAACUGUCUUACGCUUUAAAUCCAGCUACCUACCGCUCCCGCAACCGUCGUGAGCUGACCCUAGAACCAGAGCCCUUCGAUGUCAAUGAAGUGGAGAAAUACAUCGUUGGGGAGUUUGGCGCACGAGCAUGUGUGUUUGAAAGGGUUUGUGCACACUAUGCCACUAGGGCGCAGGCGCAGCCGCGUCCACAGUUCGACUGGCCUAAUGUAUUUAGUCAAUACAAACGCUCACCGGAUCAGGCCAAGGAGUUCUACCUUCUCUCAGUGUUCCUGGGUGAUAUCGUAGGCUCACCGCAGUUGUGUCACCAGAUUGGAAAACGAAGGAGUUGUGACUCCCUAGCUUAUGGGAUAGAAUAAAAAGUAUUGUAAAUCCAAAGAUAAGUAUGUGAACACGUUAGAAAUGCAUUAUCUUUUUUAUGUAAGUUGGUAGGAUGUAGUUUGUACAAAAAUGUAAUGGUAUUGUUGUUUUAAGUAGUUUUAGUAGGUGUUUUAAAGACUAUUGUUUUGUUAAAGUGUAUAUUAAAUUCAAUUGGUCGUCUUUCGGUGAUAGGAAAGGGAAAAAGGGUUUGUAGACCUAUUUACAUUUCAUUGAGCAAUAAGGAAAUACUUUUAAAAUAAAGGUUAAAUAUCAUUUUGAUAUACAGCAACAAUCAUUUUAUAUGAUGCUAAUUUAAAAAGGCAACUAGCUUUUAAGGCAAAUCAAUAAGAGAGUGCAGGAUUUUUACCUCACUAUAACUAUUUGGUAUGGUAAUCUUGUUCAUGUUAAUUGUGAAAAAUCUCACGUCCAUCGAGGAUGUUCUCGGUAGUCAUGGCAGCGCCUAUAAGGAGACACCAGGUCCUUUAAAUAGGCCAACUUUGAAACCUGUGUAACGCUUAAUUACAACCAUUCCUAUGAAGAGUUACCAUUAGAACCUAUUAGAAUGUUUAUAACUUUUUAAUAA